Messenger RNA from Cladocopium goreaui, 297 nucleotides. Lineage: Eukaryota; Dinophyceae; Suessiales; Symbiodiniaceae. The record is from the annotation of a GenBank genome assembly.
AUGUGUUCAAAUGUCGCAAAAAUUUCAAGUGUGAAAAUCAAUGGGUCCAAAACAUCUUCUCCACCUUUUUUUCGCCACCUGGACCCUCCACACCACAUCCGCUUUUCAGGUCGCCAGCAGAAAGGAACCAGUCAGCCAAGGGAUCUCCUACAAACCGGUCGCGAGCCAGCCAUUUCGGCCACUUCGUCGCCGGCAAAAAAUUAUCACCUCAGAUGGCUCGAAAAAAAACAGAAAGGCAUGGCACGGAAAGAGCCGGACUUGGAGCCUGACGAAAGGGCACCUCUGUGGAGUAUAUAA